Molecule: messenger RNA, 3508 nt
Organism: Maniola jurtina (meadow brown)
Lineage: Eukaryota; Metazoa; Arthropoda; Insecta; Lepidoptera; Nymphalidae
Gene: Cep97
Product: centrosomal protein of 97 kDa
Exons: 19
Coding region: 316-2862 (848 amino acids)
Molecular function (GO): protein binding
Source: RefSeq, a predicted model, not a curated record
UUCCGAACGGUUCCGAAACCGUAAUUAAAAUGUAAUAAAAUCUAUUUAAAAAGGUGUGGCGUAUUUAAUUUUUCGUAUACAAAAAAAUGCACAUUACGUGAAUUGUUACAUCUUUGUUAUUAUUAAAAAUAACAAACCAAAUUAGUAACUAAGUAAUUAAACGAAAAUCAAUUAAAAAAUUGACAACUUGUUUGUUUUGAUUGAUUCGAUUUUGAACGUUAAUUUACAAAUCAUUUCCAAUGUUGAUUUUUGUGAAAUGCUGCGAAGCGUUUGUGAUUUUCUAAAUUGAAAAUUAUGCUGAGACAUUAUUGAAAAAUGGACGACUCGAACAAUGAUACUCUGGAUUUAUCGAGGCGUGGACUAAAGAAGGUGGAGAAGGCGCCUCCAGACGAAGCCAAGACGAUCAUAAACCUCAUCCUCGACCAGAACGAGCUGCAGCGGCUCGACAACAUCGAUACUUACAAUCGGGUUGAAAAUCUGUCAAUAUGCAACAACUUCCUGGUGCGGAUGCACGGGGUGUCGCGGCUGACCAACCUCCGCGUGCUGGCCCUCAACAACAACGGCAUCCUGCAGAUUGAGGGGCUCAAGGACAUGAUCUAUUUAAAAGUGUUGAAGUUGGCCGGUAACAACAUAAAGUCCAUAGAGCACCUGAACCACAACAUACACCUGGAGCAGCUGGACCUGUCCAACAAUCAGAUAUCCUUCAUCGCCGACAUUUCCUAUCUGAAGGAUUUGAAGCACCUGAGCCUGGAGCGCAACCGCAUCGCGGACCUGCGGCAGUGCGAGCGCUACCUGCCGCCGCAGCUGGCGACGCUGGCGCUGGCGCACAACAGCAUCCAGGACCUCAACGAGGUGUCGCACCUGGUGCACCUGGCGCAGCUGGACAGCUUCAGCAUACAGGGCAACCCCUGCGUCGCCGUGGCGGGCAAGGACAAGCUAGGGUUCGACUACCGUCCGUUUGUUCUGAACUGGAUCAUGAGCGUCAAGUCCAUCGACGGGUUCAUUGUGAGCGCCAUCGAGAGUCUCAAAGCAGAAUGGCUGUACAGUCAAGGCAAAGGGCGUCACUUCCACAGCGGCCAGCAGAGAGAGCUGUGCGAGUACCUGGCCUCCACCUGCCCGCUGACGGCCGACGCGCUGGAGACCGAGGACCAGAGGAAACUGCGCCUUAUUCUCAGCAAGGCGCAGCACCACCAGCAGCAACUAAAGGAUCAGAGCCACAGUCCCGGCAAGUCUAGGAUACAGUCGCCUCGGAUGCAAUCGAGGAUGUCGCAGAGGAACAUGGGCAGGUCGCCGGACCGGCUGAGCUCCAGCUUCCAUGGCGGCAUGCACAAGACGGGCUCCCCCUCGCACGCCAUGUCGCUGUCCUGCUCCGGGGAGCUGCCCGCGCCGCCCGCCACCUUCGACAGCCCCCAGCACUCCCACAGACAAGAUAGACUCACAGGUAACAUGCACAAGACGGGCUCCCCCUCGCACGCCAUGUCGCUGUCCUGCUCCGGGGAGCUGCCCGCGCAGCCCGCCACCUUCGACAGCCCCCAGCACUCCCACAGACAAGAUAGACUCACAGGUAACAUGCACAAGACGGGCUCCCCCUCGCACGCCAUGUCGCUGUCCUGCUCCGGGGAGCUGCCCGCGCCGCCCGCCACCUUCGACAGCCCCCAGCACUCCCACAGACAAGAUAGACUCACAGGUAACAUGCACAAGACGGGCUCCCCCUCGCACGCCAUGUCGCUGUCCUGCUCCGGGGAGCUGCCCGCGCCGCCCGCCACCUUCGACAGCCCCCAGCACUCCCACAGACAAGAUAGACUCACAGAACAGCCGCCUCCGCCGCAACCGCCGCAAGCCAAGGUUAUGAACCACUCACUAGAGGCCGCAUCCAAGAUGGUCCCCGUUCCGGAGUCCCUCAUGAGCCCCGACUACCAGGACCCCAUAUUCGACAUACAGAAGACCAUACCCAAGACCAACUCCACUGCAUCCUCGCAGUCUUCCAACGGCAGCGUCUGCGAAGAGAAGAGAACUGUCAAUAAAAGCCUAAAAGGCUCGCCGAAGCUAACCAAAAGUGCGACCUCCUCCCCUAAGUUAAAAUCCAAAAUCGAACGGAAAGGGAGUUUAUCAAAAAUCGAAAUCGAUAAGAAAAUCAAUGGUAUGACGACAGAGGCGUGCGACCACAUGGACGCCGACAAGCUGGAGGUGGUCAAGCUGGCGUCCAACCAGCGCCGCCAGAAGAAGAUGAGCGUGGAGAGCAUGGCGGCCGUCACCAUCCAGAGGAUGUGGCGCGGGUACCGCAGCCGGAACCUCAACAAGGACACGCUGCGGAUCCUGCACGCCAUCCAGGCGGCGCGCGCGCGCCAGCACAUACAGCGGCUGACGUGCGACAUGGAAGCGACGAAGGCGGCGCUGGAGAGCGAGAGGAAGAUACAGCAGCUGCAGAUGCAGGCCAUCAACGCGCUCUGGAAGAAGGUCUCCACGCUGCAGAACAUAGAUCCAAAGAGCAGGGAGUCAGAGUCAGAAGACAAUUCGGAGGCGUUGAGGCAUCUCACUGAAACCUGCGUCAACUUACAAGCGCAGGUGGUGGAGCUGCAGGGCUGCAUGCAGGAGGUGCUGCGCGCGGUGUGCAGCAGGGCGCGCGCGGAGCCCGUCGCCACGCAGACCGACAUUGUUGCCGUCGUCACUCCGCAGGAGGAGCGCUGCGGCUGGCUGCGGAGGCCGCAGUCGCUGGCGCUCUCCGCCUCCGUGGCGGCCUCCACGCAUCACACGGAACAUGUUGUAAAAGCGGCCGAGGUGGACGCUGUGGACAUCGAACGCACCGAAUCCGUCAUCGAGGACGCGGACGACCUCACCGAGCGAGAGCUCGUCGUCGACUGAUGAACGUGACGCUAUAGUUCUAGCAUCAUCUUACGCAUGCACGCUGACACUUUGACCACUGACCUGUACUGAUACAAGUACGCUGGAAUUGCUAUUGCCGACCUGUUCUUGCAACUUGAUUAUUGCUAUUUUGGUGCUGCCUGCAGCAAUGAGCGUAUUCGAAAGUAAAUGCUAGUCCCCUGUCAGUAUAGUCUUAUCACGACGACUGUUUGACACAGGGUCAAAUUCAAUGAUGCGCCCGGUGGGACGCUUCGAGUCGGUACAAAAAGUAACUGUCAUUUUGUGUCUCACACCUUAUUUAGCGUACUUGGAUGUGUCUAUGUCUGUGUAUUACACUCAAUACGGAGGCCCGAGCACCGAACAGCGUAAACUAUAUACUAUAGUAAAAUAACUACACUAAGGCUAAAAUCCAUAGAGUAUACUUGACGACUUAAGGUACAGUUGAAACGAUUUAUGCAAUAAUAUGCUAUAUAACGCUGUCUCGUUUUAGCAUUGUCUUGUGUCUGAGCAAAGUCCAAGUGCCUAUAGAUUUCAGCCUAAGGGUAGUACCGAGUAUAUCCGACUCGAAUAUUUUGCUCUGAUAACAUUAUCGGUGGUUGUGACGUCACAAUCGGUAUUUACAAGGAGAGAUCUGAUUUGUAAGCGU